This is a messenger RNA of Tauraco erythrolophus (red-crested turaco), 6414 nucleotides long. Lineage: Eukaryota; Metazoa; Chordata; Aves; Musophagiformes; Musophagidae. The record is from RefSeq and is a predicted model, not a curated record.
GUGGCCCUGCCCUACAAGCCCUACUUCUACAUCGCCACCCAGAAGGGCUGCGAGCGAGAAGUGUCCUCAUUCCUCUCCAAGAAGUUCCAAGGGAAGAUUGCAAAACUGGAAACUGUCCCCAAAGAAGACUUGGACCUGCCAAACCACUUGGUGGGCCUCAAGAGGAACUACAUCAAGCUGUCCUUCAACACGGUGGAUGACUUGGUGAAGGUGCGGAAGGAGAUCUCUCCUGCCGUGAGGAAAAACAGAGAGCGAGACCAGGCGAGCGAUGUCUACACAGCCAUGCUGUCAAGCGCUCUGAGCGGAGGCAGCCUGAGCAUGGAUGAGGAAGGGGCCUCCAGAAAACUUGCCAACCAGAUGGACAACAUUGUGGACAUGCGGGAGUACGACGUGCCCUACCACAUUCGCCUCUCCAUUGACCUGAAGAUCCACGUGGCUCACUGGUACAACGUGCGGUACCGGGGCAGCACCUACCCCCCCGAAAUCACCCGGCGAGACGACCUGGUGGAGCGGCCGGACCCUGUUGUUCUCGCCUUUGACAUUGAAACUACCAAACUCCCUUUAAAGUUUCCUGAUGCGGAGACAGACCAGAUCAUGAUGAUCUCCUACAUGAUUGAUGGGCAGGGCUACCUGAUCACCAACAGGGAGAUCGUCUCGGAGGAUAUUGAAGACUUUGAGUUUACCCCCAAGCCGGAGUACGAGGGUCCGUUUUGUGUCUUUAACGAACCAGAUGAAGCUCAUUUAAUCCAGAGGUGGUUUGAACACGUCCAGGAGACCAAACCCACCAUCAUUGUCACAUACAAUGGAGAUUUCUUUGACUGGCCCUUUGUCGAAGCAAGAGCAGCAGCUCAUGGAAUUAAUAUGUAUCAGGAAAUUGGGUUUCAGAAGGACAGCCAGGGAGAGUACAAAGCAUCCCAGUGCAUCCACAUGGACUGUCUAAGGUGGGUGAAGAGAGACAGUUACCUCCCAGUGGGAAGUCACAACCUGAAAGCAGCAGCUAAAGCAAAACUGGGUUACGAUCCAGUGGAGCUGGACCCUGAGGACAUGUGCCGGAUGGCUACGGAGGAGCCUCAGACCCUGGCCACCUACUCAGUGUCCGACGCCGUUGCUACCUAUUACAUGUACAUGAAGUACGUCCAUCCUUUCAUUUUUGCCCUGUGCACCAUCAUUCCCAUGGAGCCCGACGAGGUGUUAAGAAAAGGAUCUGGGACACUGUGCGAGGCACUGCUGAUGGUUCAAGCCUAUCAUGCCAACAUCAUCUUCCCCAACAAGCAGGAGCAGGAAUUCAACAAACUUACAGAAGAUGGCCAUGUGCUGGACUCAGAGACUUACGUGGGAGGCCACGUGGAAGCACUGGAAUCUGGGGUCUUCCGCAGUGACAUCCCCUGCCGCUUCAAAAUGAAUCCCGCCGCCUUCGCCUUCCUGGUGCAGCACGUGGAGAAGACGCUGCAGCAUGCCAUUGAGGAGGAGGAGGGUUUGCCAUUGGAUCAGGUCACCAACUUCCAGGAGGUCUGCGAUGAAAUCAAGGUCAAGCUGAAUUCCCUGAAGGACGUUCCGAACAGAAUUGAGUGUCCCCUUAUCUACCAUCUAGACGUGGGGGCCAUGUACCCCAACAUCAUUCUGACCAACAGGUUGCAGCCCUCGGCCAUGGUGGACGAGGCCACGUGUGCCGCCUGUGACUUCAACAAGCCCGGUGCCAACUGCCAGCGCCGCAUGACUUGGCAGUGGCGAGGCGAGUUCAUGCCCGCCAGCCGCAGUGAGUAUCACCGCAUCCAGCAGCAGCUGGAGUCGGAGAAGUUCCCUCCCCUGUCCCCCGAGGGAGCACCUCGCGCCUUCCACGAGCUCUCCCGGGAAGAACAGGCCAAGUACGAGAAAAAGCGGCUGGCAGAUUACUGCCGCAAGGCGUACAAGAAGAUCCACGUCACCAAGGUGGAGGAACGAGUCACCACCAUCUGCCAGCGAGAGAACUCUUUCUAUGUGGACACGGUGCGAGCUUUCAGGGACCGCCGCUACGAGUUCAAGGGGCUGCACAAGGUGUGGAAGAAGAAGCUGUCUGCAGCGGUGGAGACAGGAGACGCCUCUGAAGUGAAGCGCUGCAAGAACAUGGAAAUCCUGUACGACUCCCUGCAGCUGGCCCACAAGUGCAUCCUCAACUCCUUCUACGGCUACGUCAUGCGGAAAGGAGCUCGCUGGUACUCCAUGGAAAUGGCCGGCAUCGUCUGCUUCACGGGAGCGAAUAUCAUCACCCAGGCCAGGGAACUGAUCGAGCAGAUCGGGAGACCUCUGGAACUGGAUACAGAUGGGAUUUGGUGUGUCCUCCCCAACAGCUUCCCAGAGAACUUUGUCAUCAAGUCAACCAAUGCCAAGAAGCCAAAGGUGACAAUCUCCUACCCAGGUGCCAUGCUGAACAUCCUGGUGAAGGAAGGCUUCACGAAUGAUCAGUACCAGGAGCUGCAGGACCCAGCCUCUCUCACCUACGUCACGCGCUCGGAGAACAGCAUCUUUUUUGAAGUGGAUGGACCAUACCUGGCCAUGAUCCUCCCAGCUUCCAAGGAGGAGGGCAAGAAGCUGAAGAAAAGGUACGCGGUAUUCAACGAGGACGGGUCCCUGGCUGAGCUGAAGGGAUUCGAGGUGAAGCGCCGGGGCGAGCUGCAGCUGGUGAAGAUAUUCCAGUCUUCUGUGUUUGAAGCCUUUCUGAAAGGCAGCACACUGGAGGAGGUCUACGCUUCCGUGGCCAAGGUGGCCGACUACUGGCUGGACGUACUCUACAGCAAGGCUGCCAACAUGCCUGAUUCGGAGCUGUUUGAGCUGAUCUCGGAGAACCGGUCCAUGUCACGCAAGCUGGAGGACUACGGAGAGCAGAAGUCCACCUCCAUCAGCACUGCCAAGCGCCUGGCAGAGUUCCUGGGGGACCAGAUGGUGAAGGAUGCCGGGCUCAGCUGCCGGUUCAUCAUUUCCAAGAAACCAGAAGGGUCUCCGGUCACCGAGAGGGCCAUCCCCCUCGCCAUCUUCCAAGCCGAGCCCAGCGUGCGCAAACACUACCUCCGAAAAUGGCUGAAGAGCCCCUCGCUGCAGGACUUCAACAUCCGCGCGAUCCUGGACUGGGACUACUACAUCGAGAGACUGGGCAGCACCAUCCAGAAAAUCAUCACCAUCCCCGCAGCCCUGCAGCAGGUAAAGAACCCGGUGCCGCGGGUCCGGCACCCAGACUGGCUCCACAAGAAACUCCUGGAGAAGAACGAUGUGUACAAACAGAAAAAAAUCAAUGAGCUCUUCGCUUCUGAAGGGAAGAGACAGGUCCUCGCCAACCAGCCCCCGGAGGGGACACCCAGCUCACAGAUUGGUGACAUAGAGGACUUUGGGGCUACCAAGACCCUUCAGCUGCCAGUUCCCAUCGCAAAUAAGCGGAAGCGGGUCCCUGCGGCAGAGGAAAGCCAACAGAUGUCCCAGUACCUGGAGCUAUCCCAGUCCUGGCGAGAGAUCCUGGGUCCACCUCCACCCCUGGGGACCACCAAAGAGGAGCGGCUGGUCUGGCUGCGCUACCACCAGAAGAAGUGGGAGCUGCAGGCUCGGCAGCGGCGGGAGCGGCGGAAGAGGCGGCGCCUGGAGGACGGCGAGGUGACAGCGGGUGGAGGAGUGGUCCGCGAUGCUCUCUCCAAAGGGCUGGGCAGCUACCUGCGCCGGACAGCACGCAGCAUCCUGGACUUGCCCUGGCAGAUCGUGCAGAUCGCCGAGACCAGCCAGCCUGGGCUGUUCAGGCUGUGGGCGGUGAUCGGGAGCGACCUGCACUGCAUCAGGCUGAGCAUCCCCCGCGUCUUCUAUGUCAACCAGCGCGUCCCAAAGCCAGAGGAGGGAGCAGCUUACAGGAAGGUGAACAGGAUCCUGCCGCGCUCAAACUUAGUUUACAACCUGUAUGAAUACUCCGUCCCUGAGGACAUGUACCAAGACCACAUCAAUGAAAUCAAUGCAGACCUCUCUGCUCCGGACAUCGAGGGAGUGUAUGAGACGCAGGUGCCGCUCCUCCUCCGUGCCCUGAUCCAGCUGGGCUGCGUGUGCAUGGUCAGCAGGCAGCUCGUCAGGCACCUCGUGGGGCGAGAGGCUGAAACCUUUGACAUCGAGCACCUGGAGAUGCGCUCGCUCGCCCAGUUCGCUUACCUGGAGCCAGGAAGUAUUCGCCAUAUCUACCUCUACCACAGCUCCCAGGGCAGCAAGGCACUCCUGGGCCUCUUCAUCCCCUCGCAGCGCAAAGCUGCCGUCUUCGUGCUGGACAAGGUUCGCAGCAACCAGAUGCCAAAUCUCACCACCCUCUUCUCGGCGGAGCGCAGCGCGCUGCUGGAGAAGGCGGGUGAAGAGCUGCUGCCCCCGGACAAGCACACCUUCGAAGUGCGCGCCGAGACCGACCCCAAGGCCGUCUACAGGGCCGUCCAGCGGCUGCUGCUGGGCUACAAGGUGAGACAAAGGCACGAGGAAGGUCCUUGCGGGACCUCGUCCGUGCAGGCAGGUGGGAAGGGGUACUACCACAUCCCCAUUGGGAACCUCCCCGAUGACAUCUCCACCUUCGGCUCUGACCUGUUCUACUCGCGCCACCUCCGUCGUCACAACCACUUGCUGUGGCUCUCGCCCACGGCCCGCCCAGACCUGGGGGGAAAGGAGGCUGAUGACAACCGCCUGGUCAUGGAGUUUGAUGAGAGAGCCUCUGUGGAGAUAAACAACCCCGGCUGCUACUCCACAGUGUGUCUGGAGCUGGACAUCCAGAGCCUGGCUGUGAACACGGUGCUGCAGUCCCACCACAUAAACGACAUGGAAGGAGGCUCCAGCAUGAGCAUCAGCUUUGACGUGAUUCAGCAGGCGUCCCUGGAAGACAUGGUGACAGGGAACCAAGCUGCCAACAUCCCAGCCAGCUACGAUGAAACUGCCCUCUGCUCCAACGCUUUCAGGAUCCUGAAGAGCAUGGUGGUGAGCUGGGUGAAGGAGAUCACGCAGUAUCACAACGUCUACGCAGACAACCAGGUCAUUCACUUUUACCGCUGGCUCCGCUCUCCUUCCUCCCUGCUCUACGACCCGGCCCUGCACCGCACGCUCCACAACAUGAUGAAGAAGCUUUUCCUGCAGCUGGUGGCUGAGUUCAAGCGUCUGGGCUCCUCGGUGGUCUACGCCAACUUCAACCGGAUCAUUCUGUGCACCAAGAAGCGGCGCAUCGAGGACGCCAUCAGCUACAUGGAGUACAUCAUCAACAGCAUUCACUCCAAGGAAAUCUUCCACUCUCUGACCAUCUCCUUCUCCCGCUGCUGGGAGUUUUUGCUCUGGAUGGAUCCAGCAAAUUAUGGAGGUAUCAAGGGAAAAGUGGAUCCUCGCGUCCACUACGGGGAGGACACCAGCAACGUGCAAGCGUCGGAGGAGGACAACAGCGAGGAAGAGGAGGAGGCGGCAGUGGGGGAAGAAGAGGAGGAGGAAGGGGAGCCGAACAUGGAGGAGCUGCUGGAGAACAGCUGGAAUAUCGCACAGUUCCUGCCCCAGGCCGCCUCCUGCCAGAGCUACUUCCUGAUGAUCGUGUCGGCCUACAUUGUGGCCGUGUACCACAGCAUGAAGGAGGAGCUGCGGCGCAAUGCCCCUGGGAGCACCCCCGUCAAGAGGAGGAGCACCAGCCAGGUGUCCCAGGAGGCGCUGGGGGAGAUGGGCUCCAUGCCCGGCAUGAUCACCUUCUCGCAGGAUUACGUGGCCAAUGAGCUCACCCAGAGCUUCUUCACCAUCACCCAGAAGAUCCAGAAGAAGAUGGCCGGUUCUCGUAACGCCACUGAGCCUUCAGACAUGUUCCCAGUGCUGCCUGGCUCCUACUUGCCACUCAACAACCCGGCUCUGGAGUUUAUCAAAUACGUUUGCAAGGUCCUCUCCCUGGAUGCCAACAUAACCAACCAGGUGAACAAACUGCGCCGGGACCUGCUGCGCCUCAUCGAGGUGGGCGAGUUCUCAGAAGCAGCCCAGUUUCGGGACCCUUGCCGCUCCUACGUGCUUCCUGAAGUCAUCUGCAGGAACUGCAACUUCUGCAGGGACCUGGACCUGUGCAAGGACCCUGCCCUCUCUCAGGAUGGGUCGGUGCUUCCCAGCUGGGUCUGCUCCAACUGCCAGACGCAGUAUGACUCCGACGCCAUCGAAACAGCGCUGGUGGAAGCCCUGCAGAAGAAGCUGAUGGCCUUUGUACUGCAGGACCUGGUGUGCAAGAAGUGUUGUGGUGUGAAGGAGACGCACAUGCCCGUGUACUGCAGCUGUGCUGGAGACUUUGCCCUCACCAUCUCUGCCCAGACCUUCAUGGAGCACAUCACUGUCUUCCGGAACAUCGCCCGGCACUAUGGCAUGACCUACCUGCUGAAAACUAUCGAGUGGCUGCUGUGCACCAACCCCCAGCUCCGGCAGUGA